Nematolebias whitei (Rio pearlfish) is the source of this 585-nucleotide messenger RNA. Its product is annotated as protein phosphatase 1 regulatory subunit 1A-like. Gene Ontology annotation, molecular function: protein phosphatase inhibitor activity. The transcript is spliced from 4 exons. NCBI's taxonomy places the organism in Eukaryota, Metazoa, Chordata, Actinopteri, Cyprinodontiformes, Rivulidae. The record is from RefSeq and is a predicted model, not a curated record. Bases 295 to 585 code for a protein of 96 amino acids. Gene Ontology annotation, cellular component: cytoplasm. Gene Ontology annotation, biological process: intracellular signal transduction.
AUCUGAGAGAGGCAGAGAGGAAGGAGAGCUAAGCUGGAACAGACUCACCAGCAGGUGCCGAGGAAGUCUGAGCGAUAAGUGUCCUAAAACAAGGUGGUUAGAAAAAGGGUGAGCUAAAUGAUAAAAAUAAAGAAAGAGUAUAGUUAGAGUCUGCUUAUUUUUGGGGGCAAAGCUCGAGUCAACGUAUUAGAAAAUUUAAGCCACCCUUUCCCACCCUCUCUUUACGGAUUCUCCUUUCUUGUUCAUCUGCUGCUCUCCCUCUUCCCACUCUCCUCUCUGAUUGUCAGUGCCACCAUGGAAACUGGGAGCCCCAGGAAGAUACAGUUCACCGUCCCCCUGUUGGACACCCACCUGGACCCAGAGGCAGCAGAACAAAUUAGAAGGCGUAGACCCACACCUGCUACUUUAGUGGCAUCCAGUGAUCAGUCAUCACCAGAAAUAGAUGAAGAUCGACUCCCGAACCAGUUGUACAAGGCAGCCUUGUUGAAUUCUCCUCGCCAGCGACGAAAAGGACAAAAAGGAACUCCUACAAUGAAAGGUGGAGUUUAUUAUAAAGUCUUGUCAACAUCGAUCCAGUGCAUGUGA